CAUCUUCCACCACCCACCACUAAAAAACAAAGAAGAUACAUAUUUUCUUUCCUGAAAGUUUAAUUUUUUCCAAAGAGCCAUAGCCAUGUCUUGACCGGAGAGACGACUUAGUUCAACUUUUAUGGCUUCGUUUUUCUAUUUAACGGAGCCAAACAUUGUCUCUUAAAUCAUAUCUCUGCACCAUUUUAUGAAUGGAGUCAUUUCGUAUCAACUCGCUUAUCUUUCUGCACCUACUACUUCUCUCAUUUUGUCUUGUUUUUGAGUUUUUCUCGAUUAACUGCAAUGCUCUUGGUCAAUGCCUCCAGACAGAGAGCUCAAUGCUUCUCCAGCUGAAGCGAGGCUUUACUUCUGGUGACCUUGAUACAUGGAAUCUAAGCACGAAUUGUUGUAUCUGGGAGGGCGUGACAUGCGAUGAAUCAUCAGGACGAGUCAUAAGCAUUAACCUAAGAGCUCAAUCCAUUGGUGAGUGCUUCAAUAACUUUAAGUCAAUGAUGAUAGAUAAAAUUGACACAGUACGAGAUAUUACAGUUUUUACAUUAAACCAAGAGUAUUAUUUGGGUUUUCUCACCAUCAUGAACAAGGGGCAACAAAUGACGAUAUCAAAGUCAUGGAAGAUCAUUAUUUCAAUAGAUUUUUCCAACAAUUUAUUUGAAGGAGAGAUUCCUAUAACCAUUGGCCAACUUACUUCUCUUCAAGUGCUCAACAUAUCACAUAACUAUUUAACGGGUACAAUUAUUCCACAACUUGGGAAUUUAAAACAGCUCGAGUCAUUGGACCUCUCAAUGAAUAGCCUUUCUGGUAAGAUCCCACAAGAGUUGGCUUCUUUAUGUUUCUUGGAAUAUUUAAACCUCUCCUACAAUAAGCUGGUAGGAAACAUUCCAGUUGGAGGUCAAUUCUCCACUUUUACGAACACUUCAUUUGAAGGAAAUAACGGAUUAUGCUUACUUCCAUGCAACAAAUCAGUUCCAAGACUGAAGAAUACUACAACAUCACUAGAAUUAGGCAACCGAGAUCCAAAGAAUAGAAGUUAUAUGAUUAUACUGGGAAUACUAUUUGGUGUCGGAUUUGGAGGUUCAAUGGCAAUAGUUGUUGUGUUUGAUGUCAUGUGCUGUGAUAGAAGCAUGAGGAGGAGAAUCAGGAGACCUAUUGAUGGAUAAUUUGCAUUAAAGCCUCUUUGUAAAAGCAUUAUGCUAAUUAGCCAAGCUGGCAUUCAUCUCAAUUACAUGGGAUGUACAUAAUAUUGAAGACCUUUAUAUUUAUUGAAAUGCAGGUUACAUUUUACAUAGUUUUAUUUUA
This is a messenger RNA of Dendrobium catenatum, 1296 nucleotides long. Its product is annotated as receptor-like protein 32. The transcript is spliced from 2 exons. The coding region runs from base 192 to 1157 and encodes 321 amino acids. The record is from RefSeq and is a predicted model, not a curated record. NCBI's taxonomy places the organism in Eukaryota, Viridiplantae, Streptophyta, Magnoliopsida, Asparagales, Orchidaceae. Gene Ontology annotation, molecular function: protein binding.